Molecule: messenger RNA, 1266 nt
Organism: Ogataea parapolymorpha DL-1
Lineage: Eukaryota; Fungi; Ascomycota; Pichiomycetes; Pichiales; Pichiaceae
Product: Mitochondrial protein kinase
Exons: 1
Coding region: 1-1266 (421 amino acids)
Biological process (GO): protein phosphorylation; regulation of glucose metabolic process
Cellular component (GO): mitochondrion
Molecular function (GO): pyruvate dehydrogenase (acetyl-transferring) kinase activity
Source: RefSeq, a predicted model, not a curated record
AUGCCGCCCAAUAAGACCUUGCAAAAGCAGCAUGUGUUGCGCUCGGGAUUGGAGAGAUUCAUUCAGAAACAGGCAGCUCGGCCAGUGCCGACUGUGGCGCUUAACGACCUUCUCAAAUUUAACUCUGCAGCCUCGCACAGAGACAAGUCGCUGAUGCUGGUGGAGAACGCCAACGAGACGUUGAACGAUAUGGUGGUCUUAGUGACUAGGCGACUCAUACAAUUCAUGAAACUGCCCUACAUUGUGGUCCUGAACGCCAAAAUCGCCGACAUUUACAACGCAUAUUUGGAUACGUUGAAAGUGAUUUUGGAAUUUGUGGCCGAGUGCGACCCGGCAAGUGAGUUAACUGAAGAGUUCACUUUCAAGAUCCAAAAUUUAGAUCAAAAUGAUCUGUUCCUCCAAAUGCUGAAAAAGACCAUCGACAUGCACACCGAUAACCUAUCGACAUUGAGCGAGGGAUUUGAGGAAAUAUCUGGACUGAAUCUUGUUGAUGACAAGACGUUUCUGAACGACCAUCUGAAGGAGCGGAUUUUGAUGCGCUUGCUGGCCAACCAUCACAUCCAGCUCACCGAGCAGCUGAAUUACAAAGGGGAAGAGCUGGAAAGGUUAGACCAGAUUGGUAUGAUCGAGCCGAACAUGAACGUUCUUGAGGUUCUGCACCGCUCGUUUGUGUUUGUCAACGACAUGGCUGCCCUGAAAUAUGACGAGAAGAUCCGGAUGAACCUGAAAACGGUGACAAUUAACGGCGACGAUACCACUACAGAGCAGAUUGUGGAGAACUUUGAGUCGCCAGACGGUCUAGAGCCGCUUAAAUUCCCAUAUAUUUCCAGUCACAUCGAGUAUGUGUUGAACGAAAUCUUCAAGAACUCGACACGGGCCCACAUAGAAAACAGAGUGAAAAAGCCAGUGGACGUGCUCAUAGUCGUGAACAAGCCCAAUGUUGAAAAGCCAGGCCCACAAUUCUACAAGCUAGAAAUGCGGAUCGUCGACCAUGGACUAGGAAUAAAGCCUGAAGUUUUGGACAAGCUAUUUGACUAUUCGUUCACCACUUUUGAGUCUGAGGUUGUAGAGGAGGAUUCCUACAAGACUCUCAAUAAUACGGGCGCCAAUCAGGCCAAUAUCAUAGCUGGCAUGGGCUACGGUUUGCCGCUGAGUCUCACUUAUAACAGACUGUUCAACGGCGAUAUCGAGCUCAAGUCCGUUUAUGGCCAGGGAACAACUGUUUACCUCAAAUGGGUCGGAGUCGAUGCUAAACAAAUACCUUAA